Spathaspora passalidarum NRRL Y-27907 is the source of this 315-nucleotide messenger RNA. RefSeq lists its product as uncharacterized. The transcript has a single exon. Bases 1 to 315 code for a protein of 104 amino acids. The record is from RefSeq and is a predicted model, not a curated record. NCBI's taxonomy places the organism in Eukaryota, Fungi, Ascomycota, Pichiomycetes, Serinales, Debaryomycetaceae.
AUGGUAUCUGAGAAAGGGGGACUACUUGAUCAGAUCUUGCUUGAAGACAUAGCUCGACAUUGUCCUCACCAGUUCCUUGCAUUCCACCAAUGCAUGACUCUUCCCGAACCUGAUCCAAACCAAUGUGCCCAACAGCAACAACAGUUGGCUAAAUGCAUCCGGACAGCCGUUCCUUCGUUUCAUAAGAUCCAGGGGGAAUGCGCCGGGAAGCUACAAGUUUAUGAAGCAUGCUUACGGAUUAAUAACAGCAAUACCAAGGCAUGUACUAGUGAGCUUCAGAGUUUAAGGAAAUGUGCAUUCGGGACGUUGCAAUGA